Molecule: messenger RNA, 1089 nt
Organism: Mya arenaria
Lineage: Eukaryota; Metazoa; Mollusca; Bivalvia; Myida; Myidae
Product: cerebellin-3-like
Exons: 2
Coding region: 64-897 (277 amino acids)
Molecular function (GO): protein binding
Source: RefSeq, a predicted model, not a curated record
UCAGCUGCUUUCGUCAUUUGUCUCAGCUGCUUUCGUCAUUCAAAUAAAAAUUAUUUCUUGAACAUGUAUUAUAGCAAGUGUGUUCAGGAAUUUUUCAUUAUUGUUCUCGUGUUUGACUCGUCGUUGUGUGGCAUGAAUGAACCGCAAUGUUUCAGUCGGUUUGACUAUGACGAAAAAAUGUUGGAGAAAAUGGUGAGAGCUGAGAUCAAGGAUGAGGAGCUCCUCGGUAAACUAGAAGCGCUGGAACAGAGACUAGUGAACGUUGAAAAUAAGGUGGACAAUACAGUGAAGGAAAUACAAGGUAUAGAAAAGAAACACGAUGCCGAAAAAGAGGAGACAACAAAAGGGUUACGAGACAUUGAAAAGGCAUACGAUAGUUUACAAACUGAGUUAGAAAAGUUUGAAAAUACAACGACAUCCAUUUUUGACAAGCAAGAUAAAUGCCUUGAGGUAUACGAUCAACGUCUGGACGCUAGGUUCCGGAAUAGUACAGCGAAUAUGAACCACUCACCCGUUGCCUUCUUUGCUACCAUCUCGUCCAGUUUUACAACAUCAUCCUCCUAUCAGACGCUCGUAUUCGACAAAGUUCUCACGGACGUGGGCGGGGGUUACAAGCCGGGGACAGGCGUGUUUACCGCCCCGGUCAACGGUCUAUACGUAUUCUCAGCUUCUGUCAUGGUUGACCUGUCCACGUCGGCAAGCUCCGCCCAUAUCAGCAUAAACAAGAAAAGCAGUCGCGUAGUGUAUCUCUUUGUAAAUGACAGUGACGGUAACUACGAGACAGGCGUGGGCACUGUCAUUCUCUCGCUGCAGGUCGGGGAUACUGUAAAGUUGACAUGCAAUGAAAGUGAACGAACCAUUUUUUACUACUCGUUCAUUUCCGGUUUUAGAUUGUAAUCAGCGCAUGUAUCUGCACAGAACAUUCAAGUGGAUUGAGGUCUCUAUCAAAAUCAAAUCAUUUUAUUUUAAUUAAUCGAAAUCCUAUUUAAUUCGUUCUUUUGAAACUUUCUGAGUGUGUGUCUUCUAGUUUGUCAAAAAUUAGAUGCUCCUGAAAAACAAAAUGCAUGUACAUGUAUUAUAAAUGUUGAA